AUGCACUCCAAGAACGCCGUGAGAUCCGGGCAAAUUAAUAUUCAGAAUCGGAUCGCGCUUCUCAUUGCAGAAACGAUAAGCGAGUCAGCGACGGACGCGCAAAAACCGCCAUCGCCGCAGCAAGCGUCUCAGCAGCAUCAGCAACAACAGCCGUCGCAGCAACAACCAUCCGGCGGUACCGUGGUUGGUGGUACCGGGGGUGGUGACGGUACUACCGCGGCAACACCCACGUCCGCCGGUAACGUGCAGCAGUCCCAGCAAUCCCAGCAAGCGUUACCCUCGGCCACACCGACCCCGACGACUGCCAAUCCACAUUCUACUACAGGAGCCCCUAACAGCAAUCAGCCAUCGCCUCAUCCCUCGCCUCUCUAUCCCGUAAUACCGCAGCAGACCGGCCAGCCCAACGGCAGCACGCAAGGCGAUCCAAUUUUGGAGCCAAUUUUCGAUUUCUGCGAAAGUAGUGAACCGCCAAAUCGUGCUGCAUCCUUCGGAACAACCAGUAAUCAGAAGGAGCAAUGUCCGGAGAAUACAGCGAGUGCGCCGAUACCGAUCGCCCGUAAUGGAAUCGCCAGGUUUCAGCAGCUCAUAGUAAACAACACCCUUUUGGUCCCACCAGAUACAGAGCAUGAUCUUCGAACCACGAAUGUUCGGCUUUGGUGUUGA
Molecule: messenger RNA, 663 nt
Organism: Cyphomyrmex costatus
Lineage: Eukaryota; Metazoa; Arthropoda; Insecta; Hymenoptera; Formicidae
Exons: 3
Coding region: 1-663 (220 amino acids)
Source: RefSeq, a predicted model, not a curated record